Molecule: messenger RNA, 6133 nt
Organism: Oreochromis aureus
Lineage: Eukaryota; Metazoa; Chordata; Actinopteri; Cichliformes; Cichlidae
Product: GDNF family receptor alpha-1-like
Exons: 8
Coding region: 465-1832 (455 amino acids)
Biological process (GO): nervous system development
Cellular component (GO): external side of plasma membrane; signaling receptor complex
Molecular function (GO): signaling receptor activity
Source: RefSeq, a predicted model, not a curated record
CAACAUCCGCUGAUUGUCAGCAUUGUGAUCGCAGAAUACAUCGGGACCAAACGAAGCCGCGUUAUGAUGACUGUCUGCGUGCACAGCUGUAGCCCAGUCACAUUUUCUCCAUCCAGUUGAAUUCUCCGAGCAGAGCUGCGUGAAAACGAACCUUUGGCACAACAGCAGUCACACACAAUCUCCCUCUCAGAGCGUUCUCGCUGGCGCGUACUUUGCACCGAGACAUUCCUCCGAGGCUUCCCCUUUCUUUCAUCUGGAGACUGAAACUUAAAGGACUUUCCCGUCGCAGGGCAGAGAACAGGGGGACGCACGGAUAGAGUCAGUGCGGUAAAUGUAGCAGCGGGCUGUGUGUCUCACUGAGCGGUGCUGUUGGACUAGCCGAGAACGCACCGCGUCCGGUCCCACAUCCUCCUUUUUAAUUCCCCCCUCCCCGUCCCUCCAAGGGUGUCCCGAACACGACCACCAUGAUUCUGAACGGAUUUGCGCUCGUUCUUUACCUCUCAGGUGUUUUGCCAUCCUCAGCAUCCAUCUCUAACUUCCCUGCCCCCACCAUCGACUGUGUUGAAGCUCAUCGUGCGUGCUCCGUUGAACCCAUGUGCGAGGCAUUGUAUCGAGGCUUGGAGCUAUGCGCAGAAGAUGCAGCGGUGUCCCCGCAGGCAGAACUGUUGGCAUCUGAGUGUCUGGAGAAACGGGAUGCCCUGCUAGCCAAACACCCCUCUCUACUGACCUGCAAAUGUCAGCGUGGUUUCCGUAAGGAGGAGGUGUGCCUGCGCAUAUACUGGAGGGUUCGCCUGCUGCCAGGGGAGGAGGAGCUGGAAAUAUCUCCAUAUGACGACAUGCUUGUGGAUACACACAUGGCUUCGUUAGUUGCAGCCUCAUCUUUCAUGCAACUGGGUGGUGAGAACCAGUGCUUGAAGGCAGCACAAGACUGUGGCUUGUACGAAAAGUGUGGUAACCUACGAUCAGAAUAUGUGCUAGCCUGCACGAAGCCGACUCCUGGUACCAACAGAUGUAACCAACACAAAUGCCACCGAUCAUUACGUCGCUUUCUGGAGCGGGUGCCAGAAGAGUACAGCCUGGGUGUCCUGUUCUGCCGCUGCACUGAUACCUUGUGUGGUGAGAGGAGAAGGAAAACCAUUGUACCCUCCUGCUCCUACCACGACAAAGAAGGUCUGCAACCAAACUGCCUCCACCAGCAAAGCUUCUGUCGCCGAGACGACCUUUGCAGGUCCAGACUAGCUGAUUUCCUCAAUAACUGCCAGCCAUCUCAUCUGCCAGUCAGCGGCUGCCUGAAAGAUUCACCAGGCCUCUGUCUCCGAGCCUACGCUGGACUCAUAGGUACCAUCAUGACGCCCAACUACAUCAGUAACAGCUCUGCAGAUGUGUCGCUGUGGUGCAACUGUGAAGGCAGUGGCAACCAGUGGCAGGAAUGUCUGAAACUGCAGCGCAUCUUCACCCACAACAGCUGCCUGCGUAAUUCCAUCAGCUGGAUGGGGAGCCUCGGCUCGCUACCUGCAGACAUCACCCAACCUCCUGCGCCUAGACCCUCCCCGCUGGUUCAGAAGGAUGAACUGCUGAACAAUAACCACCUGCCUGAGCACAAUAACAUUGUGUUGGACAGUAAGGAAGAGGAGGAAUUGACACAAACAGAAGAUGAGCAGGAGGGUGCUGAUGGUGGCCAGUUUGAUGUCAUCCCGCUCUACUCAGAGAGGGCUACUGUGUCCAACCUGGGCUCUUCUGGGACUGGGGGGUCCACAUCUCUGACCACUGGCCCUGCUAAAGCCAUGCUACGCCUGCUUCUUCUCCUGUCAUUUUCCCUCAGCUGGCUGUAAUACAGAGGAUGGAAAGAAAUUACAUACACACAACUAUUUUAGAUUCAUUGCUGUAAAAUUAUAAUUCCAAAAUUGAAAAAAUGGACUUUGCCAUUUGUCUGUAGAAUCCUUCGAUCCCCAUGCUCUGCCCUCUAACCUAAACAUGGCUCUUUUUUCUUUUCGAAUGUGACUGAAGGUAAAAGGUCUGACGAGCACAGAAAUCCUAGUUGUGGUAGGGUGUUCAUAUACUGCAGUUACUUAACAAGUAUAAUAAAGCUGUUCAUAUCACCAGUCUAGAGAAAAAUUGAAAGUCGCUUGUUGUAGUCUCAGCAAAUACUUUCUGGCAGCGGUUUUGUGUCAUUUUGUACCACCCAAUUGUAAAGUUUAGACAAUAUUUUGAACUGGUAUAUAAAAGGCAUACAGAGUACAUACCAAAAUGCCUGAAACAAAGUUCUUAGCCCACAAUCACCACCCCACCCCCACGUCAUGAAAUGUAACAUUUAUGUCCAAAUUUUCCCAAGUGCUUUUUUAACAGAGCAAUGGAUUUUCAACAUAGCAUUCCCUUACUAGUUUUCUUUAGAAAGUAUAACCUAUUUCUUUUGCAUAUAAUAACAUAGUUACUACAGAAAAAAUCAAGUUAAUACUGAGGAUUAUCUGCAAAUUUAUAUGCUGUACUUUAGCAAGAGUUGUCACUAGAGAAAUUAUGAUACCAAAACCAAAAAACAAUUCACUUUAGACUGUUGAUGCCCAUAAAACAUGAGAUGGAUAUGCAGAGUUAUGAGUCCUUGACAGUGUUGAUAACUGGACUGAAAAGUGUAAUCAAGAAAUUGAAAGAGAGCCACACUGUACAGAAUAAGCCUGUCAAUUAAGCAAAAGAUUUCAAAGACACUAGAAAGAAAACUAGUGAGAGAUGCGUCUAAAACUACUUAGCCAGGUCAUGAAUUGUAGUCUCAAAGUACCACUAGAACACUGCAGAAAAGUGGACUGCAAGGUUACAGGCCAAGAAAAACUUCACUUCUACAGAACAGACAGUUACAAGCAAGACUGACGUAUGCUAAAGAUCAUGCAUGCCGGAAUUGCGCCCUGAGAGACGCUGCAUAUGUUUGGGAAAAGAAGGGAGAGGCUUACAACCCAAAGAACAGUCUCUGCAAUGAAACACGGUGGUGGGAGUAUGAUGCUGUAGGAAUGCUUCAGUGCUUCUGGAUCUGGGGAAUUUUGUGAAGGUGGAAAUAAUUAUAAAGAAAGAAGGAUUUAUGAAGAUUCUGAAAGAAAACUUCAAGCAGUCAGCAGUAAAACUGGCCCUGUUACAUAUUCAUCUCAUUCUUUCAACAAAACAAAGAACCCAAACUGGCCUGUCCAAAGCCCUGAAUUGAAUCCCAUUAGGGUGGACCUAAGGUCCAUACCAGAAGAACAUCAAAUCUGGAGGACCCCAAGAGAUCUGCCAAAGGAGAAUGGGUUGGGAUUGCUCAUGAGAUGUUUGUGAGAUCAGUUCAAAACUACUACUAAGGAAUGAUUGCAGGCUGUUAUCCAGCAAAAAGGAUACAUAAUUGACUAUUAGCAUCAGAAGGGUCAAUAAUUUUGUCCCUGGUAAAAAACAAAGAAACCAAAAAAUGUUCAAAAGUGAUUUUGUAAAAUACUUUUGUUUCUGUGUCUAAAGUAAAAUAAUGUAAGCAUCCAAAAUAAAUGAGAAUGUUUUGAAAAGCUGUGUUAAAAAUUCCUUGCUUGAUUUAACAGUGCUUGGGAAAUACUUUUCACAGGGGGUCUAAUAAUUCUCCCCUUAUGUAAGAAAACUGUUAAAAAAUAAAUUAAAUAUGCUACACAAAUAUUACUCAAAUAUUUACUUCUAAAUUACAGCAGGUCAUAAAUCAAUAAAUUUUAUUUUUAUCAUGAUAACAUAACAUCAUCACCCUACAAUUUAAUUUACCACACUUUUUUCCCUUUUAGUCGAGGUUUUUAUUGCUAUUGCAGCUUAUUUGUUUGCCUUUAAGCAGGCAAAUUCUGCAAAGACAAAUUUAAUAAAAUGCCCCAGAUGUGCUUAAUUGAUCAUUGAUCAUCUGAACAUUACUGUAAGUUUAUGCUGUCCUAGUAAUCUGCAGCUGUCCUCCACCUUUUGCCACUGACCGUCAUGAGCAGCAGUUAGUGCUGUUGCAUCACAACAAGAAGGUCCUGGGUUUGAAUCCAAACUCUGUGUAACAUUUGCACGUUAUACCCUUUUUUGUUGUUGUCACUUGUUUUGUUUUUUAACUUUAUGAAUAAUGAUUGGUGUCACUGGCUGCGACUUACUUGUCUAAGGGUCAUCCUGACAAUGACUGAAGGGAAAAGAGGUCUUGAUGUACAACUCACAAGUCAAACUUUAUCACAGUGAUGAAUGGAGCCUUCCCAGUCGCUCUGCCGCUGUCUCUGCUUUCCAGCCAUAGUGAAUGAUAAAUUACACGCUUGUCUCUCAGUUUAAGUGCCAAGUAUGUGAUGUGUGUGUUUGUGCAUACAAGUGCAGGGAUCAAGCAGAGACUGCAAAGAAAAUUGUCAAAAAUUGUCAUUAUAAUUUGACAAUUGCACUGUAACGUUGCCACCCUCAUUAGCACAGCCCUGGAUGCUUGGACAGACAUCCACAGCCCCCCAUUUGCACACAUGCUGCCUGCCAUAUAUGAAGACCAUGCAGCUCUCUCUUGCUUUAUUGCUCCAUCCCCGUCCCUUUGCCCUGCCACAGGCAGUAAUAUGAAUUAAGCAGUCAUAAUAAAAACAACACACCAGAAACAAUAUGAUCUCUAAAACAGCAGAACAAAUCAAAAAGCUCCCUGGCAGGUUCAUGAACACGGACAAAAAUGAAGAGAGUGGGAAGGAGAGAAAUGUAUGUUAGAGAAAUAAGGCCGAGUCCCCGUGUGGUCUUUGUGUUUGAUGUUUGACUUGUUUUUAGCUGCUGAUGAUCAGUUUGCAACAACAUCUUUUUAACAUCUGACAGACUCCUGGGGAGAAGCUGUGUGUGUGUGUGUGUGUGUGUGUGUGUCCUAUCACUGCUACCAGGCAGUGAUAGCUAAAUCACUGGCCCUGGAGCACAAACAUGGCAGAGAAUUGCCAGCUCUCGAUUUUCUGUGUCUUAUAAAUCUCUUGCUUACACGACUUUUUUCCCCUCUCAUUUCCCAUUUUUGUGGAACAUGUAAAAUUAGCUUCCAUCUGUGGGGGCGCCACUGAUGGGGCAGAGCUAAGAAAGGAGACAGAGGAAGGAGAGAGGGAAAGAUGGUUGGGAAGAUGGAGACAAGAGGAGAGAAAGAAAAGAGAAGGAAGAAGUAAUGAAAGAAACAGUAAGUUUGAAGAAAAGAAAAAACAAAAAAGAACAGAAGUCAGAGAACUAAAGGCGAUAAAAAGAAAACAAGAGGAGUGGAUGGAAGAGGGAAAAAAGAGAUAAAGACAGUCUAAAGGAAGGAAGGAAAAGAGGAAGAGGGAAGGAUUAAAAGCAGAAAAGAACACUAAAAGAGAAUCACAGAGAAGGAAGAGCAAAGAAUAAAGUCCAUGAAAGAUGCAAGAUGAAAUUGAAAAGAGAGAUGUGGAAUCAGGAAGAGGGGAAGGAGAAAGAGAGGGAAAGGAAAAAAGUCAAGUAGGAAAAAAAGCCAAAAGUAGGAAGAUAAAAAUCAGAAGGAUAACCUAGGAGAAUAAAGGAAAAAUGAGGACAGACAAAAAAAACAAGACGCAACAGGAAAUGAAGGGAAAGAGAAAAAAGAAAAGAGCAACUGGAAUAAAGCGGGAAAAGAAUAAGACAGGAAUCAAGAAUUAUAUAUAAUGAAGUAAACAGGAAAAGGGUAAUGCAAGAGCAGAAAACAAGAGCUUUUCUUGUUUUCUUCUUCUGCAGAAUGUUAAAGGAAACAUAGAGAAGAGGAGGAGGAAGAGGUUUGUUUUGUAAAGUCGCCAAGGAAACAGACUACAAAGAGAAUGAAUGGUUUAGGGCAGACAUAGUGAGAGGUGACAGGUCUGCGGGGUACUGUAACCUCUCUGUUUCCUGAGGCGCUGCUGUUAGAUGCAACUGCGAGGAAACACACUCAUACACAUGUCUUAGACAAAGCAUGUGUCACUCAGUGAAAUAUGAUAAGAGACUGAGUAAAGCUCUUAUCUUUAAAUACUGAGGAGGUCUGCACAGCAACUACUGAUGUUCUGUGAGGAAGUAAUAAAAACAGCAGUACAGGAGAGUAUACCAUACACAUAUACAAGCUUGACAAAGACAAUGUGCCACUCAUUUUGGACUCACAUUUUUGAAGCCUUAUUCUUAAUGAUGUUGGGUUCACAUUUUCAGACCUGCAGUUUGGUGGAUACUGAUAGUAAUAAAACAUUUA